Molecule: messenger RNA, 490 nt
Organism: Bombina bombina (fire-bellied toad)
Lineage: Eukaryota; Metazoa; Chordata; Amphibia; Anura; Bombinatoridae
Product: amyloid beta precursor like protein 2-like
Exons: 3
Coding region: 89-490 (133 amino acids)
Biological process (GO): axonogenesis; central nervous system development
Cellular component (GO): membrane
Molecular function (GO): heparin binding
Source: RefSeq, a predicted model, not a curated record
UGGAGCUGGAGCUGCAGGUGUCUGAGCUGCCUCAGUUUGGUGUUUGUCGUUUAGGUGUGAAGAGCUCUGUUCUGAGGAAGUCGCAUUAAUGGGGACCUUACCUGCUUUAUUCGCUAUCAUUGCCGGGGUGAUCGUGCCCACCCUAGCUGGUUACAUCGAGGCACUUGCAGCUAAUGCUGGCACAGGCUUUGCUGUGGCUGAGCCACAAGUGGCCAUGUUUUGUGGCAAGCUCAACAUGCACGUGAAUAUUCAGACUGGCAAAUGGGAGCCUGAUCCAUCUGGAAGCAAGAGCUGUUUAGGGAACAAAGAAGAAAUCCUUCAGUACUGCCGAGAGGUAUAUACAGACCUUAUGAUCACCAACGUAGUAGAGGCCAACCAGCCAGUCAGCAUUGACAACUGGUGCAAGAAGGGAAGGAAGCAGUGCAAGGGACAUUCCCACAUUGUAGUGCCAUAUAAAUGUCUAGGUAAUGUAUGGGUUCUGCACAUUUGA